AUUGGGUUGUAUGGAAAUUUAAUGCGUAAUCUUUCUAUGUAUAUGUUGUUUUUCAUCUUUUUUUUAAUGCGAAAACGCAGGGGUUUCUAGGGCACCUCUUAAUUCUAGGCAGAAUGAAAUCACAUAUGGUUAUGUAUCAGGCCCGAUUCGUCCUGGUUAGUCUUUUGAUUAUUUUGUUUACAUGUUGAAAGGCUAUUACAAAGGUUACCUUGGGUUAUUUUACACUUGUGCAAGCUAAUGGGUAUCGAUGGUUCUCCAAAAUAAGAAUCUGACACCAAGUGACACGGUGAAUUAUGUAGGAUAUAGCUCAGCGUUUGAAGCUAUUCAUUUUAUGUAUCACUUUUAAUUGCAGAAUCUUGAAUUUAGGGGAAAUGCACAAUGUAGGGUGUUAAUAUUGAGUCAUUGUUUGGAGUCGUGCAUACAGUAGAGCAGGUCUUUGAUGUGGCAUAAAGACAAUGGGAUGGUCAACCAGCUGAUGGUCACUAAUGUGUUUUCCAAUAUUUGGUUUAUUUUUAAUUGUUGCUAUUUUAUUUCGCCUAAUUGACGAGCGCGUGAUUUCCAUGUAAAUGUCUUUUACAUUUUUUUUCCUUUCUUGCUGUGCGUGCAAAAUCUCUAAAUAGCCUUUCAAUUCAUUUUAGAUCACAAUAUCCGAUGACACUGCACAUUUGACAACACUUGUGCUGUAAACUAGCUGUGUGAGGAGUGUAAAAAUAGACAACAAACCUGUUUCGCUUGGCGUGCCCUAGAUAGUGUGCAGUGGGCUCUAUUUGGUCGUAAAUGUUUUGUUUUGUGGGUCCCUGACGGUGUCGUGCUGGCUCUGGAUUGGGUUUGUGGGUCGGUCAUUUGAUCGGGUCAGAGGCGCAGCUGUUGCUGGGCUGGAGAAAGAGGGUACACUGGAAUAGUGCUAAACUGAAAUGCCGAAACACAGGCUCAUAUUUGGUACCCUUUACCCGGCGUACUCCUCAUACAAAGCUGUUAAAUCAAAAGAUGUGAGAGAAUAUGUGAAAUGGAUGAUGUACUGGAUAAUAUUUGCACUUUUUACUACAGUUGAAGUGAUUACUGAUAUCUUUUUGUGCUGGCUCCCAUUCUACUAUGAACUCAAAAUCGCCUUUGUGGUGUGGUUACUUUCCCCGUACACAAAGGGAUCCAGUGUGCUGUAUAGAAAAUUUGUCCACCCUACACUGUCCUCUAAGGAGAAGGACAUCGAUGAAUACCUUUGCCAAGCAAAAGAUAAAAGCUACGACACCCUGGUGCAUUUUGGAAGGAAAGGCCUGAAUGUUGCGGCAACAGCUGCAGUAAUGGCUGCGUCUAAGGGCCAGGGCGUUCUCUCCGAGCGACUCCGCAGCUUCAGCAUGCAGGACCUGUCAUCUUUCCAGGCAGAGGGCCAGGCAAAGAAUGCAAGUUCUGUAACUACUCAACCUGCAGCCGCGCAGCACAGAUCACGCACCAUGAUGCGCAGCAAAUCAGAGACUGGUUACAGCAAGGGCCAUGAUUUUGACAUGACCGAAUAUGAGAUGUUGAACUUGGAGCAAUAUGCCCCCAUUGAGCCUCCUGGUCCGCUGACACCUACCCCGGCCCCAUCCCAGCCCACUCUUCCUCAGCCUGAGCCCUCGACUCCACUGCAUUCCCCUCAUGAGCCCUUCCAGGAUAAAUCCGCAUCCCAACCCGUAGCCUCAGAGGAGCCUGAGGAGAAGGAGGAAUUUGCCUCAUCUGCUUCAGUCCAGUUCAGAUUUAAGAGGCGUGCCCCUGAGCCUCCUCCUAGAACCCUAAGACCCGUCACCCGAUCCAGAUCAAAGAACGCCCUCUCUUCGGAUACUGAAGCCAUGUGACUGUACACAUGCUCCAAGAGCGCUUUAGCUGUCUUACCUGCAACAUGUGGAGACACAACAAGAGAAGGCAGAGAAAAAAAGGAAUGCAGCCAAAAUGUUCAAAUAUUCAAAAGCAGCCUUGCUCUGUAAUGAGGUAACCAAAGCGAUGUGCAACCUUUCGCUUCUGAUCUUUGACACUCAAGGGGGAUUCAUUUAGGUAGCACGUUCGUGUACAUACUGCUGCUGUGAGACUCUUUGGGGGUUAUUAAACUUGUUUUGUAUAUAUUUAUGGUAUGUUUGAGUGUAGAUGGUUUGAUUUCUUGGUAUGAUUUUGGGAGAAACAAACGCAUGCAUGUCCCUCUGGUCACCCAACCAUAAUCACUGCACACAGUCAUAAUGUCUAUGAGCAUACUUUAUUUUUAGGGGGACUACACUCAUUUUGGGUCACCCAAAGCUCCCUUAACAACUACUGAGUAGCAAGGUGUUUCCAAAUCAGCCUUUCUUAGAACAGUAAUUCUUAGUGAAAAAGUACAACACUGAUGUGGUAGGUGUGUUUGACUGCUUUUAUUUCAUGAUUUACAUAUCAACAAAUGCAAAGGAUCAUCUGUACAGAGGGAGUUUUUAAUAAAAGCUUGUAGUUGAACCAAAAAAAGGUAUUAAUCACAAUGCCUGACAUGAUUUAAAAUAGAUGGACAAAGUGCAAUGGAUUUUACAAUUCUGUGAUCUUUCAAUAGUUCAGCUAUAAACUUAAAAUAUUGUGCCGUAACUUCAAAUAUAUAUAAAGUUAAUCAAUAACCAUCUUGUUAUCUUGUCGUUAAAAAUGCACUAGAAACUUUCCUAGACACAAAGAGGUAAUAGGUUGAUAUGUUUAUGGACAUUCUUUCUUUACUUCAUGAAUUAUUAAGCAUGUACAGUAUUUUUUAUCAUUUCAAAACUCCGCACUGAUUGAUCAACGUGGAAUUUCAUGUAUUUUGGAGUAAUUUUAGCGGAAUAUUUUCUGUUAUUUCCUAGCUGGCUUCUUAAACGUCUUCAGUUGCUUAUUGUUGCAUGUAUUCACAUUGACAGUUUGAAUGUGUUUCACAUUUUUGGCCUCAACUUUCUGAACGUGUUCAGUAUUAAAGUACCUUAUCAGAGUUGAGCAGGCAUUAGUGGUGAUUUGGUACAACACAAAGCGGGUCCUUCAGUCAGUGUAGUCGUUUUACUUUUGUAGCAGUCGCACAGUUAGUCAUAUGAGGAGAAACAAAUGUCUGAAAACACUGUGCAAUUACACUAGCAUGCAUCACUGAGAGGCUCACAGUUUGCUGUUGUAUCAUUCCUGUGUUGCAGUAACUAUCAAAACACAUAGCUGAAUCUUAGAACAUUCUAUAUUUAGAAAGCUUUUCACAAUGUGUUUUAUACUGUGAAAACGAUGACAAUCCUAAUCUCAUAAACACGCUUUGUCAAAUUACAGAUUUUAUGUAUUUGAGAUCUUGUAGCUGUUCAAAUGGUUAUAUCAAACUUCACUGACAACAUAUCUGGCUCAGGAACUGUUUUUGUCAUUUUAUCACAGUUUCAUUUAGACUUGUGCUUAUAUUAUCUACAGUGUCAACUAAAAAAGUCAUUGGAAUAGUGAUAAUCUGGUUUCUUUUUUGUUGGCUUUGUGUUUCCAGUAUUCACAGUGAGAUUAAAAUGCAGCAUUUUCUCUAUGUGAAAUGGUAUGACUUUGAAGUGCUCUGUGUGGAACCAUCUUUGGCCUUUUACAGCAUAUAAAAACAUCUUGACUGUU
Molecule: messenger RNA, 3573 nt
Organism: Onychostoma macrolepis
Lineage: Eukaryota; Metazoa; Chordata; Actinopteri; Cypriniformes; Cyprinidae
Gene: reep1
Product: receptor accessory protein 1
Exons: 8
Coding region: 915-1829 (304 amino acids)
Biological process (GO): endoplasmic reticulum tubular network organization
Cellular component (GO): endoplasmic reticulum tubular network; endoplasmic reticulum membrane; cytoplasmic microtubule
Molecular function (GO): microtubule binding
Source: RefSeq, a predicted model, not a curated record